Messenger RNA from Wyeomyia smithii (pitcher-plant mosquito), 3358 nucleotides. RefSeq names its product integrator complex subunit 9 (gene IntS9). Bases 122 to 2119 code for a protein of 665 amino acids. The transcript is spliced from 4 exons. The record is from RefSeq and is a predicted model, not a curated record. Gene Ontology annotation, biological process: snRNA processing. NCBI's taxonomy places the organism in Eukaryota, Metazoa, Arthropoda, Insecta, Diptera, Culicidae. Gene Ontology annotation, cellular component: integrator complex.
AUUUUUGUUGAUACACCGCGCGUAGCAUUGUAAACAAACCGGUGUCUUGAAUCUGUUUUUUUCAGCUGAAUCACCUCAAUAAUAUCAAAUUUACGGACUGUUUCAAGAGGAAAUAAUAAAGAUGAAACUUUACGCAUUAAGUGGGGAUCCAGCAAAGCCGUGUUAUGUGCUGAGCUUCAAGGAUUUGUUGAUCAUGCUUGAUUGUGGUCUCUCGGUCAGUUCAGUUCUUAAUUUUCUUCCGUUACCCUUAGUGCAAAGUGCCAAGUUCCAAACAAUGCCAAACUGGAACUGUCGCGAUCCUGACAUUCAGCUGGAAGAUGGGGAAAUCAAAGAAUGUUGUGGUUGCGCUUUCGUUAACUCAGCUCCGGAGUUUAUUCCUCCACUGGAUAAAAUAGUGAACUUUUCAGAAAUCGAUAUAAUUCUUAUUUCAAACUACACCAACAUGAUGGCGCUACCUUUCAUAACCGAAGAAACUGGAUUUACGGGAACUGUUUACGCGACGGAGCCAACACUGCAAAUCGGAAGAUUCUUUCUCGAAGAACUGGUCGAAUACAUAGAGGCAUCCCCGAAAGAAACAAUCGCUAGCACAUGGAAAGACAUCCAGCAUCUUUUGCCACCGCCUUUGAACGAUGUGCUGAAGCCAAAAAAUUGGAGACACUUAUUCAGUAUGGAUGCCGUCAAUAAAAGCUUAGCAAGGGUACAAAUGACGGGAUAUGACCAGAAGCUGGACAUAUUCGGUGCACUACAGGUAACACCUGUUAGUUCCGGCUUUUGCUUGGGAUCGAGCAAUUGGAUAAUAGCUUCUGGUCAGGAGAAAAUAUCAUACAUUAGUGGCUCUUCUACGCUAACUACACAUCCGAGACCGAUUAAUCAGGCAGCGCUCAAAUAUUCAGAUGUUGUAAUUAUGACUGGAUUGACACAAGCUCCUCAUGUAAAUCCGGAUGGUAUGCUAGGAGAGUUAUGCAUGAACGUAGUAAUGACAUUGAGAAAUGGUGGCUCAGUUCUGAUUCCUUGCUAUCCUUCUGGGGUCGUUUAUGAUCUGUUUGAAUGCUUAUCUUCUAGUUUAGAUAAUCAAGGAUUCUCACAGAUACCGAUGUUCUUCAUCUCUCCAGUAGCGGACAGUUCCUUAGCUUACUCGAAUAUUCUGGCAGAAUGGCUUUCUACGUCCAAGCAGAACAAAGUGUAUAUUCCAGAUGAACCGUUUCCACAUGCUAGUCUGGUAAAGAAUGCCAAACUUAAGCACUUCAAACACAUUUACUCAGAGGGCUUCAGUACGGAAUUUCGCCAACCAUGCGUUGUUUUUUGCGGUCACCCAAGUUUACGCUUCGGAGACGCUGUUCAUUUUGUCGAGCUAUGGGGAUCUAACCCUCAACAUACGAUUAUCUUUACCGAACCUGACUUCCCUUACCUGCAAGCUCUAGCACCUUAUCAGCCGUUGGCUAUCAAAACAGUGUAUUGUCCAAUCGAAACUUCCCUCAAUUUCCAACAAGCAAAUAAGCUGAUCAAGGAAUUGAAACCUGGAGUACUGGUUAUUCCGGACAACUAUACACAACCGCCAGUGAUUGCUCCUCACAAGCUGGAUCUAGUAAUCGACCAGGUGCCGGAUAAGAUGAUUAUCAAAUUCAAACGCGGUGAAGUGAUAAAGCUACCUCUGAAACGAAAACGUUCCCGUAUCUACCUGGAUCCUCAAAUCGCCCGCUCGUUAGUUCCCCACGAAGUACAACCGGGAGUUACCAUCUCUACCGUGACCGGUGUUUUACGCGUGAAAGAUAACAUUCAUGAUCUCCACCCACUGGAACCCAGUCCAGAGGAAGCCCUGGAAGAACAAAAAGCCGCUAAACUUUCACAUUUGCAGCCUCCAACUAAGCUUCGCUAUCGUAACGUUAAGUACGAAUGGGGCACGCUGGAUGUGAAUUUGUUUCUCAAAAAGCUAGCCCAGGAUGGCAUAACGGAUAUCAAGGUGGAGCAGGGUGGAGUCGAUGAAAUUACGCUGCAUCUGCCUAGCGAAGACACCAUGGUGAAGGUGAGCGAAAAGAGUACCAGUAUCGUGUGUGGCGGGAAGCAGAGUUUAAGGCUUAAACUACGUGAUUUACUGCUGCAGUGUGUGCAAAAUUUCUGAGUUUUUUCUUUGUAAGAGAAAUUUUAAAUUAAUAAAUGCUAGGUUGGUAUAGUUUUACUUACUUCCAAUAUGUUUUCUGAAAUAGUUGUGCUCAAAGUUGAUAACUUUUUUUUAACUAGACUGGCUAAAUGGAUUACAAGGUAUGAAACAAGCAAAUUUAAUACUUAGUAUGGCUUUGGUAGAUGAUUGUAAACAUGUCUUCGAAAAAGAAACGAAUUAGAAGAAUGAAUUUCAGAGGGAAGACUGUUUGAACAAAAAAUAUAAACUGAAAUUUAUUACAAAAAUAUAGGUUAGUUAGUUGAUCGUUACAAAAUCUCUUCUAAAAUCAAAAAUAUAAAAAAGGAAGUUCUACGUCGAUACUGAUGAUAUCAAUGUCGUCCACAAAACCAAGAAUCAUGUGAGAUUUCGUAAUGAUCGACCGUUUCCUUGCACGUUUGCUUUUCGUACUGCACCUUCAAGGGCGAUGGCGAUGUAGAAUAGUAAGCUGGAGCUCGCAUCCCCCUGCUAACGUUACGAACGCGACUGAUAUCGCGCCAGUUAUCCGCACGCGUGGUUUCGAUCCCUCCAGCUUAAUCAGUUUUGUCGGGAAACCGUGUUCCAGCAUAACAUACCACAGCUCUUUUUUUUAAAUAAAGGGGAUUUGUUAGUAGCUUAUUUAUGAUAAAUAUUAGUAAAUAAUGAGUAUGUGUGUCCAAUCACAAAUGGUAACUUCUCAAAACUGUUAGAAAUUUGUAAUUUCAAUUAUUAGGAUUUGUUUGCUAUCGCAAUUAAAACUUAUCAUUCGUAGGGAUUUAAACCUACUUGCUACUUGUUAAUAAUUGCAACUGCCAACUAGGGGGACAAGGGGCAAGAUGAGCACCUUAAGCUUCUUAUCAAAUUGUUAGGGCAAAGUGAGCAAAAAGCUACUGAAUACAUCUUUACUACAUAGAGUAAGAAUAAUACUCAAGAGUUGCUACAUUGGAAAUUGAAGAAAAAGGUUAUUUGAAUAUUUAUAAAUAAUUUCCUGAGCCACUAAAAAAUAUGAUGCUGGUCGCGGUACGGGAUAAAUUGGGCAUACCUAUGGGGCAUAAUGGGCAUGUUCAUAUUUUUCGAUUUCAAGCAAACAUUCAACAAUGUAUUAAUGUAUCAUACAAUCGUAGGUACCGAAACAAAGUUUCCCUUUCCUGUUUCACUAUUUAUACUCCAAAACAGCUUACUUUUUUAACCUUUUUCAAUUUGAAAAUUAUCUAUGAAUUAGCC